AUGGAUUUGAGGUGGGGGAGAUCCUCCCUGGCGACCAGCGGGUGUGCUGACUUUGGUCCAUAUCUGAAAAAGGAACACCUAGUCGACCUUCAACAGGCUGAAGACCUGAAGCAGUUCUGGCUGGAUGCUGGUCUUGAUGACGUCAAACUCGCUUCUUAUGACGUGUUGCUCUCGGCGCCCGACCCGGACCAUCCUAACUUCAUUCGUCUACUGGACGGACAGGACAAGGUGGUGUACGAGUCUCCGGCAAAAGAGGCCAACUUAACGGGCGAGGACCAACCAGACGUCGUGCCUCCUUUCAACGCUUACUCUGCUCCUGGGAAAAUGACAAACAAUGAUCUUGUGUACGUCAACUACGGUCGUGUUGAAGACUAUAACUUCCUGGAAAACAACGCAUCACUGACAGUCAAUGGAAAGAUCGUUAUCGUGCGGUAUGGGAAAAUCUUCAGAGGAAGCAAAAUACAGAUGGAUAUAUCUACGAACGACGUAAUGCCGAAGGCGGUCAAUGUAAUAGGAAUUAUCAGGGGAGCCGUAGAACCAGACAGAUAUAUUAUGUUCGGCAAUCACCGUGAUGCCUGGGUGUACGGCGCCACUGAUCCGUCCAGUUGUACGUAUGUUAUGAAGGAGCUCUCUAGAGUGUUGGCAGUGAAAGUCAAAUCUGGUAGAUGGCGCCCUCGUCGACCUAUCAUGUUCUGCAGCUGGGGUGCUGAGGAGUAUCGUCUUAUGGGAUCUACUGAAUGGGUUCAGCAUUACAUCAAGAAUUUGAGGGAACGGGCUGUGGCGUAUGUGAAUAUAGAUGCUGCAAUAGGAGGUAACUAUUCUUUGCGAGCUAGCGGGACGCUUCUUCUUUUCAGGGCAUUGUUUGAAGCCACAAAAAAGAUGAGUUUCGUUUACUCCUGCCACGUGCUGAUGGACGCACACGUGUCUAUAGACGUCGAGCAGAACGUUAUGCUCCAAACUGCAUGCAACAAGUCGACCGUUUUAGUGCUAGCAGUGUCAUGGUGUGGGCAGAAAUCCAUCAUAAUUGGUAGGACGGCUCUUGUGCAUGCGGCAGAUGCACUGACGGGCAUCAGUUAUAGAGAGGAGAUCCUGCAGCAACACGUCAUUCCGCACACGAACAUCAACGGUAGAAUGUUUCAACAUAACAAUGCCAGACCAAACGUUGCAUGUGUACCAAACCCGAAUGAAUCGGAGAAAGCUGCUGGCAGACCAACUGUGUAUGAUACCUGGUUUAAGAACAUUCCUUGGAAAGACGAAAACAACAAACCACUUGGAAUACCAAAACUUGGUUCUUUGGGAUCCAGAAGUGAUUAUGCACCCUUGUUACAGAAGAGUGGGGUCACUGGUAUCGACUUCCAGUACACAUAUAAUACUUAUCAUCAAGCCGUGGCUCGUGUUGGAGUCGAACUGUUGCACAAUCUUGCCGACUCACUUAGCAUCCCAUUUAACGUGUCGGACUACGCCUGGCAACUUGAGGAGUACAGACAGACACUGGAUGCUGAUUACGGAUCAAACCUUGGAGCGAAGAUUUCAACCUAUGAUAAGCUUGAAGAGAUCAUUGCCAACUUUUCAAAAGAAGUUGAAGCCUUCAACACAAGAGUAGCCAACAUGAAUAGGAACGACUGGAUCAAGCAGAUCAAUAUCCUGAUCUUCAACAUUUGGAAGUCCAUCAAAACUGGAACUGGAAUUUCAUCUGAAUGUGGUACUGGGCGAAUAGCUGAGGGUAAGCUGGGGGUACUGGAUCUUAUCCCGAUGGCUAUUCGUAUGGUGAACGAUCAGCUAACUCUACUAGAGAAAGCUUUCCUCGACCCUCAGGGAUUACCAGACAGACCGACACUGAAACACGUCAUUUUCGCCGAGAACAGCAACGACAUAUACGCCGGAAUUAGCUUCCCGGGUCUGGUGGAUAUUCUGUUUGAAAUAGACAAACACCCGAACACGUCCGCCAGGUGGGAGCAGGCCAAACUUCAUUUCUCCGUCAUUCUGUACAUCAUCGAUGCAGCGGCUGCCACACCGCGUGACGUCACGAACUUUGUACGAGAAUCAACCUGACAUGUACAUGUCUUUAUAAUAUGUCUUAGUAUAUACAUUUGGAAAUUAAAUAAGGACAGUCUCAGUUGAAUUGGAGCCACAAGGGCGUUUAGUAGUAACUGCCAGUAUCAAAGGAGGUUAAACCUCAUACUGAGACCCCU
This is a messenger RNA of Gigantopelta aegis, 2192 nucleotides long. Its product is annotated as N-acetylated-alpha-linked acidic dipeptidase 2-like. Lineage: Eukaryota; Metazoa; Mollusca; Gastropoda; Neomphalida; Peltospiridae. The transcript has 16 exons. The record is from RefSeq and is a predicted model, not a curated record. Bases 1 to 2052 code for a protein of 683 amino acids. Gene Ontology annotation, molecular function: carboxypeptidase activity.